GCCAGGGACUGGUCCCCUUCCCAACCUUGACCGUCGGCGUAGAUUGCUCCCCGAUUUGUCCUGCCUGACAAGCGGCUGUUCGACGGCCUACCCCGACCUGAUCCCGUACAGCUCGGCAUUGGCGGGUACCCACCCCUGACGGACGCCUCGUUUAAAGAUAAAGAGGGACGCAUACAGCCCCCGUCAUACUACGACCGGUACGCACCAAUCCCUUUCAACACCCUCCUGACCACGGAGUUGGCCUGGCCUUUUCAACAAGGAAAGCCCUGCCGAUCAAUAUCGAGCAUAAUGAUAACAGACCAAAUAGCCCAGGUCCUGAGCCAACACUGGCUGCCUAUAACCCUCGCUGUCGUCGUCGCAUGGCUGGCGAGAAAUAGGUACCACAAUGGACUCAGCAAGUAUCCCGGUCCGUUCCUGGCCUCCUUGACAGAUUGGUGGAGGUUCUUUGAUGUCUACGGGCGACGGCCCGAGAGGUCACAUAUCGCCCUCCACAGGAAAUACGGCCCUGUCGUCCGGCUCGGGCCGAACACGCUGUCGUUCUCCGACCCGGACUCGUUGAAGACUAUCUAUGGACUCAACAAGGGAUUCAUCAAGUCGGACUUUUACGUCGUCCAGCAGUCCGUGGUCAAGGGCCACAGCCUGCCGUCACUCUUCAGCACCACCGACAAUGACUUUCACAUGCAGUUCCGCCGCUGUGUCAACUCGGCCUUUGCCAUGUCCGCCCUGGUGCAGUACGAGCCGUUUGUGGACAACACGACCAAGCUGUUUCUGAAGCAGACCGAGCGUCUGUACAUCGACAAACCGGGGACCUGUGACUUCACCCAGUGGCUGCAGUUUUACGCUUUCGACGUCAUCGGCGAAAUCACCUACAGCAAGCGCCACGGCUUCAUCGAGAAGAACGAGGACGUCGACGGGAUCGUAGCCUAUCUAACCAAGCUCUUCCUCUACGUAGCACCCAUCGGCCAAAUCCCCUUCCUCGACCGCAUCUUCCUCAAAAACCCGCUCUACCUCAAGCUCUCCGAAUGGGGCAUCCUCGACGCCACCUUCCCCGUCGCCAAGUUCGCGCGCGCCCGCAUGGCCGAGCGCCUCCCCGAGCUCACCACCGCCGGCGAACCCGUCCUGCCCACCUCCGAAAAACCCACUGUCAAAUCCCCCGACCUGCUCUCCAAAUUCCUCGCCGCCCGCGAAGCCCGCCCCGAUUUCAUGACCGACACCCUCGUCCAAACCAUGGCCGUAUCCAUGGCCUUCGCCGGCUCCGAGACCACCGCCAUCUCGCUGUCCGCCGUCUUCUACUUCCUGCUCAAGACCCCUUCCGCGCUGGCCCGCUUGCGCCGCGAGAUCGACGCCGCCGCCCGCGAGGGGCGCUUCUCUGACUAUGAGACGGGGCUGGUUACCUGGCACGAGAGCCAGGCGCUGCCGUAUCUGGACAUGUGCGUCAAGGAGGCCUUUCGGCUGCACCCGGCCCCCGGUUUGCCCAUGGAGCGGAUCGUGCCGGCGGGGGGGUUGGAGAUUGCGGGGAGGAGGGUGGAAGGCGGGACGGUGGUGGGGUGUUCGGCGUGGGUGCUGCAUCGGGAUGAGGGGGUGUUUGGGGAGGAUGUGGAGGUUUAUCGGCCCGAGCGGUGGGAGGUGAAGGGGGAGGGGGAUGAGGCGAGGGUGAAGGUGAUGAAUGGGACCAUGCUGCAGUUUGGGAUGGGCAGUCGCACGUGCAUUGGGAAGAAUAUUAGUCUGUUGGAGAUUUAUAAGCUGGUGCCCAGUAUGUUGCGGCGGUUUGACAUCCGCUUCGACGACCCGGACUCGGAAUGGGAGACGGUCAAUGCCUGGUUCGUCAAGCAGAACAACUUUGUCACGCGCUUCGGGUUGCGGGAUAUUGUGAUGCCUGAGAAUGGGGGCAUGGCUGCGGAGAACUAAGGACAGUUGGUUUUAUUGCAUUGGGCAGGUUGUAUUGCUCAUUUAGCUCUGGCUUAGAUGGUUGUCGGUGUCAUUCACCUAAUGAUGCGAAUCAAAACUCGAACAUGACCAAAUACUGCUUUCUGGAUUACUACUGGAUGCGCACAAUUACGUCGAGG
Chaetomium fimeti is the source of this 2066-nucleotide messenger RNA. RefSeq names its product cytochrome P450-like protein. The record is from RefSeq and is a predicted model, not a curated record. The transcript is spliced from 4 exons. Gene Ontology annotation, molecular function: oxidoreductase activity, acting on paired donors, with incorporation or reduction of molecular oxygen; iron ion binding; heme binding. NCBI's taxonomy places the organism in Eukaryota, Fungi, Ascomycota, Sordariomycetes, Sordariales, Chaetomiaceae. The coding region runs from base 289 to 1908 and encodes 539 amino acids.